Molecule: messenger RNA, 774 nt
Organism: Pseudo-nitzschia multistriata
Lineage: Eukaryota; Bacillariophyta; Bacillariophyceae; Bacillariales; Bacillariaceae
Source: the annotation of a GenBank genome assembly
ACUAACAGGCAGAGGUGCUGUGCACACCAACAAGAACCUAUGCUAAGUGUUCGCUCCCGCAGUAGGACAAGGCAAUCGUUUCURAUUUUUCCCACCAUUGAAUCUUAAGCGAGAGAAGAAGAGAUAGAUCGAGAUGUCGAAGAGYAGUAGUAUGAAUGGCAGUGGUGUCGAUCCGACGACGAAUGGCAAGAAAGGGAAUGCCAACGAAAAAUCGAUAUCGCGGAAACAACAAAAGCUAGAGGCUGUCAACGCAUCGAUGAGAUCGAACGAAGAUGAUCUCGCGUCGAGCAAAGUAGAAGUAUUGCUUUUUCAGAAUCGUGUCUCGUCCCUCGAAAGCACGAUCCUAGCCGGAAUCCAGGAAAAGGCRAAGCUGCUAGCAGCCGAAGAAACUUACAAAAGCAAAAGCGAAGACAAGAAAACUACUGAUGGGCAAAAAGAGUCGGUKCAACUGCUGGAACURCAAGCGAAACUCAAGACGAGCGAAGCCGACCUUGCCACAAACAAACUGGAAUUGAGUCGUCUCCGAGAUCGUGUCGUGUCUCUUGAAUACAAAAUCAUUGCAGAAAUCCAGGAAAAAGCGCGGAUAAACUUGAUGAAUGAGGAUGGUGAUGCACCAGAAUUUUCGAUAGUCUCUCCUACCAAGCGCCAGAAGAAAGUGUAGAGAAGGCAAUGAAUAGGCACGAUCCAUCGCGUUGGAACAGCACCCUGUUGUUCCGGCAAAAAGGUAUGUUUCAUACGCAUACUGUUUUAUGCGAAUGAAAAUUAGAACUAAAC